Messenger RNA from Geodia barretti, 216 nucleotides. The record is from the annotation of a GenBank genome assembly. NCBI's taxonomy places the organism in Eukaryota, Metazoa, Porifera, Demospongiae, Tetractinellida, Geodiidae.
AUGCCCACGCUGGUGGUGCACGGCGACAUGGACAGCCGAAUUCCGUUGGAAUGCGGUAUCAGCCUGUCCGAGGGCAUCACGCACUCGGAUUUACACAUCAUUCCGGGCGCGGAGCACGGCCUGACGACCAACGCCGCCGCCGGCGAUACCCAACGGAUAAUCCUGGAUUUCCUGACGCGCGUUACGUCUCCCGAAGAGAAGGCCGCGACUGUGUAG